AUGCAGAAUGUAUUCGAAUUGGCCUUUAUUUCCGUGAUAUUUCUCAUGUACAUUCAAUUUAUUCUUAUGGAUAAAGAGAUCAAAGAUUUGCUAGAAAAAGCAGUUUUAUAUCAAAACAGUAUAACCAAUCCUGAAGAAAGAGAACUUUUAUACACAAUGAGUAGAGCUCAUUCUCCAAUAAUUUCAGCAAUAAAAGAAAAACUGGAUGAAAUUGGACGCAAAGUUUUGAUUAUUUUAUCUGCUUACAUAUUAUUAGGAUUAAGUUCUACUGGUUGUAUGAUUUUGUAUGCCAAGAAAAUUAAUAAUUUAUUUUUACUCAUUGAAAUGGUAGUGUCAUUUGAGUGCGUAUUAUUUUUUGCUUUUCUCUUCGGUCAUUUUGGUCAAAUUUUAAGCGAUGCCAGUACUGAAGUUUUUUACGAGUGCGAUUUGACGAGUGCCCAAUGGAGGUGGGGGCCGGUACAGCCCCAGGUGCAGCGGAAGUGGAUCCUAGAUCCCAACCGAUGCAUGGCUUCGAACAGUCCGUUCAGGAACAACUACAGUCCAACGCAGCGUUGCGGUCGCACUGUCUAUGAUGGCUUGACCGCUGAAGAAAAGACAGCCAUCGUCGACGAGCACAACCGUCUGAGAAUGAAGGUCGCUCGCGGAGCGGAGCCCAGAGGAGCACCCGGACCACAGCCCAAACCUGUCCGUAUGGAAACGCUAGUCUGGGACAAUAAAUUGGCCGAGGCUGCCCAAAAAUUGGCUUACCAGUGCGAAAUGAAACACGACAAGUGCAGACACUAUCCGGAAGAAUCCGUAGGCCAAAAUCUGGCUAGUAGAAAGCGUAGUGACCCGCAACAAAUCAAAGGCCUUUCAGUAGUCAAAGAAAUGGUAAACGGAUGGUACGAAGAAGUCAAAUAUUACAACAGAAACAGUGUUAAAAACUUCAGCUCUCUUUACGGUGCGGGUGGUCAGCAAACCGGACAUUACACUCAGCUCGUUUGGGCUGAGACCAAUCGCGUCGGUUGUGGCGCCAUGAAAUAUUUCCAAGGUGGCUAUUACAAAAUGUUAUUGGUCUGUAACUAUGCCCCCGCUGGUAAUGUGCAAGGUAUGCCCGUCUACAGGACGCUCUAAGACAGCCAACUGACAAACAUCUCGUCGACGCCGGAAUCAAUGAUUUCGACAAAAG
Trichogramma pretiosum is the source of this 1168-nucleotide messenger RNA. Its product is annotated as venom allergen 5-like. The record is from RefSeq and is a predicted model, not a curated record. Bases 1 to 1113 code for a protein of 370 amino acids. Gene Ontology annotation, cellular component: extracellular region. NCBI's taxonomy places the organism in Eukaryota, Metazoa, Arthropoda, Insecta, Hymenoptera, Trichogrammatidae. The transcript has 8 exons.